AUGGACCAUUCCUUCGACUCUGCCACCCGCUUUCCCGGGAACGGGGACGGCUUCCACAGGCACUCGCAGAGCACCACCAACCAUCUCGGCCUUGAUUUCCAGUCUAUGAUGCCGCCGCCGCCCAAGCCCAGCGAUAGCGCCCGAAUGUCCGCCGGCGGCAGCAGUACCACCGGCGCCGCCUCCUCGGCCUAUGAAUCGCAUGACGACCUCUGCGUUGACCACUGCAUGGGCGUAGGACUCUACAACGGCUUUCAGCAGUUCAACCACCGCGGUGGCCAAACCACAGCCCACGCCCGCUGGGCUCGUGAGAACGCCGUCUCCGGCUAUGAGUAUUCGCUCGGCAUCGGCGCCAUGCCCAUGCAAUUCCGCAACCACUAUGCCGGUCCCCAGUCUUCAAACCCUUACCAGCAGUCAUGGUUCAGUCACAAUCUCGACUCUGCCGUUCGGUGCAGCGACGAAGACUGUCAGUCAGUUGGCGACAUGAGCUGCUGCGACAGCCACUGCACCAUGACGGGUAAGUGCACCGACAUCGCCUGCGCCGACACCGAGGACGCCUGCACCGAUCAGAACUGCCCCUCGCGCCCCGGGCCCGUUCCCUCGUCCGAGGUUGUUAACGGGGCCGCUGCUCUCAUCUCCAUCAACCAUGCGCCAGAGGAGCCCAGCGAUAACUUCAAUCUGCAGCAUUCCGUGAUGGGCGCUAUGGACUUCAGUCUAUCCGGUAAUGCUCAGCAAGACUAUCUGAUGUCUUCUGGCCUCCUACCGGGUCCGGUGGGGAGUAUCGCAACCCAUCUGCUAGUUGCCCACGGCGACGCAGACUCGGCCAACUGCACGAGCCCGUGUCCACUCAAUGAUCCUCAGAACUACCCCUAUUGUCAUCUACCCGUUUAUAGCAAUCCCUCUCCAUUCCACCAAUAUGACUCCGUUGGCUCAGACGGCCAGAUGAAUCACGGUUUUGUCGAGUGUGGAGCUGAGUUCCACGACCCCGAGUCGUUUCUAGCCCACUUCAACUCCCAGCACAGGCCUCAUUUCACCGGCGCCGUGCCCAACUUCUUCCGCUGUUCGGCAACAGGGAUGCACCGCGCGACCGAGCUGACUGCGGCCGAGUCCAUGUCUCCUCCGGCUACGCCCCUGGAUACAUCCGAUUCCGGUGCAUCUUCAGGGACCCCAUCCCCCUUGACUCCGCUGUCCAACAGCCUUGAGAUGACAGAUGUCAAGCCCAAGAGGUCAUCCCAUGUCCGGGGUGCGUCUGUCGUCUCAUCAAUAAGCAGCUCUGCCAGGCUUGGGGUCGAGGAGGAGCAUAGGUGCCUCUGGAAGGAGGAAGGGUCCUCCGACAUCUGCGGCCAGACCUUUUCGGAUGCAGAAGAGCUAUUCAAGCACGCAUCCGAAUGUCACAUCAAGCACGCCCAGAAAGGCGCCCAAGGCUUCCGAUGCGGGUGGGAUGACUGCCCACGCAGCGAGCCUGGCGCCGCCGGCUUUCCGCAGAGAAGCAAGAUUGAGAGACACAUGCAGACUCAUAUCGGCCAUAAACCACACAUCUGCCCAACAUGUAACAAAGGCUUCUCAGCGAAGCAAGCCCUGACUCAGCACAUGUUCAUCCAUAGCAACGAGAAGCCGUUGGUAUGCAACAUUUGCAACAAGGCAUUCAGAUACCCAAGUGCUUUGACUAUGCACCAGCGGGUCCAUUCCGGACUAAAACCCUUGAAAUGCCCUGUUUGCGGAAAAGGUUUCAGCGAGUCUUCGAAUCUUUCGAAGCACAAGCGCACCCACGAAGUCAAGGGCCGCUUCACGUGUACCGUUCCCGGGUGCGACCGCAACUUCCAUCGCCAGGACCAGUUGCGUCGCCACAUGAAGACGCACCAGAAGGACAACAACAGCAGGCCAGCUUCAGCUUCCGAGUCUGGCGUCGAGGGUAUAUACGAGCAACUCCCCCAGAGUUGA
Canariomyces notabilis is the source of this 1938-nucleotide messenger RNA. RefSeq lists its product as uncharacterized. Gene Ontology annotation, molecular function: RNA polymerase II cis-regulatory region sequence-specific DNA binding; DNA-binding transcription factor activity, RNA polymerase II-specific. The record is from RefSeq and is a predicted model, not a curated record. The transcript has 4 exons. Gene Ontology annotation, cellular component: nucleus. Bases 1 to 1938 code for a protein of 645 amino acids. Lineage: Eukaryota; Fungi; Ascomycota; Sordariomycetes; Sordariales; Chaetomiaceae. Gene Ontology annotation, biological process: regulation of transcription by RNA polymerase II.